This is a messenger RNA of Pyrenophora tritici-repentis Pt-1C-BFP, 603 nucleotides long. RefSeq lists its product as uncharacterized. Lineage: Eukaryota; Fungi; Ascomycota; Dothideomycetes; Pleosporales; Pleosporaceae. The record is from RefSeq and is a predicted model, not a curated record.
AUGACAACUACUCCUGGCCUCCAUACCCUUCACGGAGUUGAAGAUGAAAAGGAAGCAAUUUUGGAAGUGCUUCCUACUCAUUGUCAAUUGGAUGUACACGAUCAUCCAGGCACUGACCGUAUCGUUCAAAGCCUAGAGCAUUGUAGCAUCGCCCACUUUGCUUGCCACGGACUGACAAACUAUACCGAUCCAUCCAAGAGUGGGCUGGUAUUCCGGAAGCAGGAUGGUGCCGGAAGUCUUAUCCAAGACACGAUGACGGUGCAGAAUGUCUCCGAACUGAAGUUAGAGCACGCGAGGCUCGCAUAUCUUUCAGCUUGUUCAACAGCAGAGAACAGAGCGGUGAGACUAAAAGAUGAGGUCAUUCAUGUCGUUAGCAGAUUCCAGGUUGCUGGAUUUGCGCAUGUCGUCGGCUGUCAGUGGCCAUCCGCAGAUGCAAUUUGUGUAGAGGUCGCCAAGGCAUUUUAUGGCACACUCUUCGGAGGGGACGGGAAAAUGGAGGACAAUGACAUUGCCUCAGCGCUACAAAAGGCAGUGAGCACAAUCAGGGAGAAGGAGUGGGACCAGCCAUUGAAAUGGGCGCAGUUUGUCCACUACGGGGCAUGA